AUGGCCAACACCGCGCCCAAGGUCGCCGCCGAGGAGCGCCAGGAAGCCCCCGAGGCGAUCGACGAGAAGGCGGAGGCGCUGGCGACGCAGAUGCGGAAGAGCAAGCACCUGAUCGUCUUCACCGGGGCGGGCAUCUCCACCUCAGCUGGUAUCCCUGAUUUCCGCGGCCCCGAAGGCGUCUGGACGCUCCGGGCCCAGGGGAGACGGCGGGCGGACGCCGUGGACACGCUGCAAGCUGUGCCGACACUCACGCACAUGGCGCUGGUGGAACUGCAGAACCGCGGGAUGCUGAAGUAUCUCAUCAGCCAGAACUGCGACGGGCUGCACCGGAGGAGCGGGAUUCUCCCAGACAAGAUAUCCGAGCUCCACGGCAACAACAAUCGCGAGCAGUGCAGGGACUGCGGGAAGGAGUACAUCCGCGACUUCCGCGCCGUCGCGACGUACGAGAAGACGGUGCACGACCACCGGACGGGGCGGAAGUGCGCGCGGUGCGGCGGCACGCUGGUCGACAGCAUCGUGAACUUCGGGGAGGCGCUGCCGGCGGAGGCGCUGCGGCCGCCGCGGACCUGUGCCUCCGAGAUCCCCGAGGCCGUGGGCCGCCGCCGCCGCGCCGCGCUCGCCAUCUGCAACCUGCAGGAGACGCCGCUCGACGGGCUCGCCCGGCUGCGCGUGCGCGCCCGCGCCGACGACCUGAUGCGCCGCGCCAUGGCGAGGCUCGGCCUGCCCGUCCCGCCGUUUGUGCUCCGCCGCCGCCUCGCCGUCCGCGUCGAGCCCGACGCGCCCCCCGCCACCCACCGCCAGCUGCGCGUCUCCGGGCUCGACGUCGACGGCACCCCGGCUACCUUCCUGCACUCCGUCAAGCUCGAGUACAACCGCCGCGUCGCGCGCGCCGAGCCGUUCGUCAUCCAGCUCCGCGGCGACCUCGACCCCGGAGCCCAGCUCAAGCUCGUGCUGGAGUUCAUGGGACACUACGGCGAGCCGAACCUCGAUCUCACGUACGAAUACGGCGGCGAUGGGGCCGACGCCCAGGCACUGUAUCUCCUCGAGUACAACCCCCAGACGGGCGAGUGGAGGACGAGCCGGCUGGAGAGCCUGGAUGCUGAUGGGGACGGGACAGCAGCAGCUGCUGCUGCUGCCCAAGAGGAGGACGCGGGAGGAGUUUCCACGAGGAGUGAGACGUUGCCGAACGCUGUAGCUAACCGCCCCGCUCCGGAGGUCAUUGUGAUAGAUUGACUGUGACUAGUUCUACCUAGCUGUUGAUUCCACCGCGCGACGAAAGCGUUCAUGUUUAUGAAGCCACUCAAAUUGCUUAAACGCUUACAGACGGCCUUAAUUAGUUCCGUUGAAAAUGACAUGCAAUCAAACGCGGACUAAGAUCCGC
Molecule: messenger RNA, 1381 nt
Organism: Durotheca rogersii
Lineage: Eukaryota; Fungi; Ascomycota; Sordariomycetes; Xylariales; Xylariaceae
Product: NAD-dependent deacetylase sirtuin-7
Exons: 5
Coding region: 1-1233 (410 amino acids)
Molecular function (GO): NAD+ binding
Source: RefSeq, a predicted model, not a curated record